AUGAUGUUUUCACAAAUUGUAUGAGUAAUGUAGUCAAUAAAUAAGUGUUCCAAAUUUGUAAUGCAUUUGAUAUUAAUGAUUUAAAAUAAUAAAAAACUUUGUAUUUCAUUACAUGGUCUCUUUUUUUCAAUACUGACACCAAUAAAUUUUUGUACUCUAAAUACGAGCCGUGCAAACACGAGUAUGAUACUAGUAUUUUUUAAAACAAGUAUGAAAAAUGAAAAGAAGAAAAUUCUUAUGAGAGCAGAAGGGUAAAAGUUUUUGGAUUAUACAAUUGGGCUUACACAAAACUAAUAUUGGGCCAGUCCUAGCUCCACAUUCCACAUUUGGGCUCACCCAUGCUCUGCAACUACUGCUACUACUGUGAGUCUUCUUCCUUCAUCAUCUUUGCCGUCCUUCAUUGUACAUACAAACCUCAGCCUCUGACUAUCGGUUAUAAUUUCCAUCACUUCCCACAUGGAUCAGUAUGAAAAGGUUGAAAAGAUUGGCGAAGGGACAUAUGGUGUAGUAUAUAAGGCUCGUGAUCGUGUGACAAAUGAAACUAUUGCACUGAAGAAGAUCCGGCUGGAACAGGAAGACGAGGGAGUUCCUAGUACAGCUAUCAGAGAAAUAUCCCUUUUAAAAGAGAUGCAACAUGGAAACAUUGUCAGGUUGCAAGAUGUGGUCCACAGCGAGAAACGGUUAUACCUGGUGUUUGAAUACCUUGAUUUGGAUUUGAAGAAACACAUGGAUUCCUGCCCAGAAUUCUCCAAGAAUCCACGUAUGAUAAAAAUGUUUUUGUAUCAAAUACUCCGUGGAAUUGCUUAUUGUCAUUCUCAUAGAGUCCUUCACAGAGAUCUGAAGCCUCAAAACUUGUUGAUAGAUCAGCGCACAAAUUCUUUGAAGCUCGCUGACUUUGGUUUGGCCAGAGCCUUUGGCAUUCCUGUCAGGACUUUCACUCAUGAAGUGGUAACAUUAUGGUACAGGGCACCAGAGAUAUUACUUGGUUCUCAGCAUUAUUCUACUCCUGUUGAUGUAUGGUCGGUUGGUUGCAUUUUUGCUGAGAUGGUGAACCAAAAACCACUUUUCCCAGGGGACUCAGAGAUUGAUGAACUCUUCAAGAUUUUCAGAGUGAUGGGCACUCCUUAUGAGGACACAUGGCCUGGAGUUGCAUCUUUGCCUGACUACAAAAGUUCAUUCCCCAAAUGGCCUCCAAAGGAUCUAGCGACUAUCGUCCCAAAUCUUGAUGCAUCUGGCAUUGAUCUCCUCCGUAAAAUGCUCAACCUGGACCCCAGCAAAAGAAUCACAGCAAGGAAUGCCCUUGAACACGGCUACUUCAAGGACAUCGGUUUUGUCCCUUGAAAAGAGAUAAAAAAACCCUCUACACGUUCGCGUGUAAAGCGGAAUUGGCAAUGUAUGUAGUUUGUUCCUUUGUUUUGUGCGAGUGGCUGCAUCGCGUUGGGAGUUUGUUGUGUAAGAGUGUUACGGUCUUCGCUCAAAGAUUUCGAAAUGUGGUUUAUCAUCUUGAAUGUAAUUAAGAUUGAUUAUUUAUUGCCAGAUUCUUGUUCUCUACUCUGUCCAAUUUUACGUGUUGAAAGAAGAAGAUAUUGCAUCUCCUUUCUGUGUGUUGGUGAUAAUG
Cuscuta campestris is the source of this 1618-nucleotide messenger RNA. NCBI's taxonomy places the organism in Eukaryota, Viridiplantae, Streptophyta, Magnoliopsida, Solanales, Convolvulaceae. The record is from the annotation of a GenBank genome assembly.